Phragmites australis (common reed) is the source of this 815-nucleotide messenger RNA. Its product is annotated as protein CURVATURE THYLAKOID 1A, chloroplastic-like. The transcript is spliced from 5 exons. Gene Ontology annotation, cellular component: thylakoid; chloroplast thylakoid membrane. The record is from RefSeq and is a predicted model, not a curated record. The coding region runs from base 102 to 569 and encodes 155 amino acids. Lineage: Eukaryota; Viridiplantae; Streptophyta; Magnoliopsida; Poales; Poaceae.
CACACAGGAAAAAAGAGGCCCAGUCUACUGACCUCCGGAGGAUAUCGCGGCAAAGGAAAACGAAGCCGAGGCCAGGGACGAGCCAGCGAUAAGGCACUGACAUGGCCGCCACGGCGUACUCCACGGCGCUUCUCGGCGGAGCGCGCCUCCCCGCCGUCGGCGCCGCCGUGCCGCCCUCCGUCCUCCUCUCGCGGCGCAACCUGCCCCCUCUCCGCCUCCAAGAUGCGCCGAGGUUGUCUCUGCUCAGGGUGAGGGCCUCCUCCGACGACACCUCGACCUCGGCCGCGAGCGGCGACGAGCUCAUCGAGGACCUGAAAGCCAAGUGGGACGCCGUUGAGAACAAGAGCACCGUCCUCACGUACGCCGGCGGCGCCAUCGUCGCUGUCUGGCUGUCUUCCGUCAUCGUCGGCGCCGUCAACUCCGUGCCCCUGCUUCCAAAGCUCAUGGAGCUUGUUGGACUCGGGUACACCGGAUGGUUCGUCUACCGCUACCUUCUCUUCAAGGAAAGCAGGAAAGAGUUGGCCAACGACAUCGAGUCGAUCAAGAAAAGGAUAGCUGGGACAGAGUAAAAUGUAGUUCUCUUGAAAUUUUAUUGGACGAUUCUUUGGAGAACACAUUACCUGUUGUCUAGAGUACCACUGUUGUUGCCUUUGUAUUUUACAUAUCAUGUGACCCUGUUUGCCAGGAAGCUCUUAUUGUGUUCUUUCCUCAGAUGGAGAAUAACGGCGUACAAACUGUGUGCCCUCAGGGUAUCACUUUUUUCGUCGCUUCAUUUUACAAUCAAAUGGAUGCGUCUAUGUUUAGUUUCGAUUUCA